AGAGCUCAUGACUCAGUGCCUGCAGUGUUCAGCUGAACCCGUGCGACCCACGCUGCCUCGGAAACGUGUUUGUGGAACGCCGACCCCCUCCCGUCUUAUCCGGCGCGUCUCGCCAAGCGGGGAAGAAAAGUUAUUUUCGAGACGAGUCGAUUUCUGCUUUUUGAUUUACCAAGCGAGCGAAACGUCGUCGCGUGGUUUUCUCGUGAUGAGUGUUUUAUUGCAAGUAGCCCCGCGGACGUACGAAGAGCACGGCGCACUCUUCCCUUAAAACCCCCUGCGGCAACUGGAAUACGGGGGGCGUCUGUCAGGCCGUCCAACCAGACUUGUGAGGUCCAGGUGCGCAGAGGCAGACACAAAGGGACUCGCUUCACUUUCCCACGAAUUGAAUUGAAGGCGACCGCCUUCUUCGGCGAAGGCGUCAAUGUCAACGUGACGGCCGAGAAGUUUCGAAUCGGAUUGAUGGUGGUCGGUCGAAGGCACAGAAGGCUGCCGAAGUGGCCGACGGCGAGCUGACGUCUUCUUCUGAACUGUCUGGGAAAAUCGGCGAUGAAUGCGGGGGGUUGAUUCGGCGUGAUUCGAGCCGCAGCGGCAGCUGUCUGCCAGUCGCGUUGAUGUACAGCCUUUGCAGGGUCAAGAUGCAGGUUCGGACUGUGCUGGACGUCAAAGUGGUGGACGUGGAGAAAAGGCGCAGUCCGUCGAAACACUACGUGUAUCUCAUAAAUGUCACCUACUCUGAUAAUACCUCCCACAUCAUCUACAGAAGAUACAGCAAGUUCUUUGACCUACAGAUGCAGAUACUUGACAAGUUUCCAAUUGAGGGUGGGCAAAAAGACCCAAAGAAGAGGAUUAUCCCCUUUCUCCCAGGCAAAAUUCUCUUCCGAAGGAGUCAUGUGCGAGAUGUGGCCAUGAAGCGACUGCGUUUCAUUGACGACUACUGCAGGGCACUUAUACGACUCCCGCCUCAAAUCUCACAGAGUGACGAGGUACUACGCUUCUUUGAGACAAAAGCCGAGGACCUAAACCCCCCUGUGGAGGAUUAUGGCUCCAAGCGCAAGUCGGGGAUUGAUAGUUUGGAGCCCAUGGUACUGGAGCAGUAUGUAGCUGUGGCCAACUACGAGAGACAGGAGAACUCUGAGAUCAGCCUCAAGGCUGGUGAGACAGUGGACGUGAUUGAGAAGAGCGAAAGUGGUUGGUGGUUUGUCAGCACAGCAGAGGAGCAGGGCUGGGUUCCCGCCACAUACCUUGACUCCCAAAGUGGAACCAGAGACGAUUUGGAUUUAGGUACCUCCAGGACAGGAGAGGUAACUAAAAGACGCAAGGCCCAUCUGAAGAGGCUGGAUCGACGCUGGACACUCGGGGGUAUUGUCAACCGCCAACAGAGUAGAGAGGAGAAAUAUGUAACAAUACAGCCAUAUACCAGUCAAGGAAAGGAUGAAGUCAGUUUUGAGAAAGGAGUCACAGUGGAGGUUCUUCAAAAGAACCUAGAAGGCUGGUGGUACAUCAGAUAUUUAGAGAAAGAAGGCUGGGCCCCGGCCUCCUACUUAAAAAAGCUAAAAGAAGACUUCUCCUCUCGUAAGAAGACGCUGUCAGGCCCCGUGGAAAUCAUUGGCAACAUCAUGGAGAUCAGCAGUCUUUUACAAAAGAAAUCGGUCAGUGAAAAGGACAUCCAGACAGAUGGCGAGGGUAGCACAACACCGGAGCGCCACAUCUCCAAGAGUGAAAUCAGCUUGCCCAUGCCCUUUAGCUCUGAGAUAAAUGCUGAGACAGGCAGGAGGCUGAGCGCAGGCCGUGAUACAAACAGUCCAUGUCUGGGAAUAGCAGCAGCAAGCUCUGCCCGAAACGAAACCAAAGCGAGAGGCGAACCAGGGUCCCCAGCUGUUGCCAGAGUAGCACCACAUAGAGUUGAAAUUGGGUCUCCCAAUCUGAGACAAAAACCUCCUCCAAGGAGAGAGACCAAUUUGGGGUUGCAGUUGCCUAAGCCACCAGAGCCGCCUGCUGUGGAAGCAGAAUAUUACACCAUUGCAGAUUUCCAGUCCUCCAUUUCGGAUGGUAUCAGCUUCCGCGGAGGACAAAAGGCUGAUGUAAUAGAGAAGAACCCUGGAGGUUGGUGGUAUGUGCAGAUUGGAGAGAUGGAGGGCUGGGCACCAUGCUCCUACAUCGACAAACGCAAGAAGCCAAACCUCAGCCGUCGAACCACCACUCUGACCAGGCCCAAAGUCCCACCCCCAGCCCCACCUGUGAAAAAGCAUGAUUCUGAGGAGGGUCCCCCUCCUACCACAUCCACUCCUAAAGUAACAGAUUCACUAAAAAGAUCUGUGUAUGAGGAACCUGAAUAUGAUGUUCCUGCAAUUGGCUGUGAAGGUGAAUUGGAUACAGAUCCUCUCAAAGAUGAGCAUUCCCUGGAUGUUAAGAUUAACAAUGUAGUCAGCAACAAGUAUUGCAGUUCCCCACCUUCAAGUAAAGCUUCCCCUCCUGUCUGCAAAGAAUCACCAGUUUUCACCCAUCGAAGGGCUUCAUUUAGAUCUGUCAAAGAAGUUACUAAAGAGGAAUGUAUCUAUGAAAAUGAUAGCUUUUGCUCUAAUAGUGGGAUUGAAGGAAAAACAGUUGAAGUGUCCAAUGAACCCAACUCUCCAAGGACCUACCAUUCCUCUACAGUUCCUCGCAAACCCUCUGGAUCUUCACCGUUGCCUGGUCAGCCCACAAAAACAAUGACCCCAGAGAUGAAUAAGAGAAGCCAGACUCUCGGUAGACAUAUAGACAUCCACUUUCGGUCCCAGGAGAACAGUCCCUAUUCCUCAUCAGAUGAUUUGAAUCGAGGCGCCAAGAAAUGCACAGGCGUUAGCGGGGCUGUGGAGCAGAGAAUAGGUCAGAGCCCUUCUACUAGACCAAAGCCCUCUGUCAGACCUAAACCACUCCUGACUAAAUCAGAACCCCAGAGUCCUGAGAGGAUGGACAUCAGCUCCCUGAGACGCCAGCUGAGGCCCACAAGUCACUUGCGACUUGGACCCAAGCCUUCUCGAGGAGAAGACUCGGAAACAGCCUCUGUUAUAUCAUCCGAGGAAUCUGUGUGUUCACGCAGUACAUCAGAUCUUUCAUCUGUUUACUCCAAAAGUAGUUACGGAGACUCUGACGUAGAAGGAUCCUGUCUCUUCCACUCCCUUGAUGCCUACAAGAAAGUCCAAGAGUGUGAGAUCAGCUUUCCAGCAGGGGUGGAGGUUGAGGUUCUGGACAAGCAAGAGAGCGGCUGGUGGUAUGUGCGCUGGGGCUCUGAGGAGGGUUGGGCUCCCUCAUACUUUCUGGAACCUGUCAAGCGUGUGGGUGAUGCUGCAAGAUGGGAAUCAGAUGGACAUGGGAGUGCUGGUAGUAAGUCCAAUAGCCUUGAGAAAAAUGAAAAGCAUGUUAUGGCUCUAAAUAAUAUCAAUAUUCAGAGUCUGACCCAGCAGCAUCAAGGAUUGAGAAGGAGCACUCCACCAAUUCCUUCCAAGCCUCCUGGUGGCUUCUCAAAGCCAUCUGGGAUGGUUAAUGGAAGUGUGCGGAUGAGGAAUGGGGUACGCCAAGUGGCAGUGAGGCCCCAGUCUGUAUUUGUAACAUCAACACAGCCAGCUAAGGAUACACAUUACAUGACAGGAUCUCUGAGACGAAAUGACUCACUUGGCAGGAGUGAUCACUAUGGCUCUGGUUCUGCCACGCUCGGUGUCCGCCGAAACGCCUCCUUCAGCACUGUGCGGCCACACGUGGUCGUCGAAAGUCAGACAAGACCUGUCGAAUGCUCUAACCUGGGUUCAUCGGUGAGCGGAUUCAGCUCAAGCAAUGUCCAGGAUCCCCUUGGCAGAUUUAGCCAGCGCAAUGGUAUCCCCGUGUCCACGGUGCGUCCUAAACCCAUAGAGAAAAGCCAGCUGAUCAAAAAUAACCUUGGCAGGGAUGUGUAUGUGUCCAUCGCUGAUUACCGAGGUGAUGAAGAAACUAUGGGUUUCACUGAGGGCACCUGUCUGGAGGUCUUAGAGAGAAACCCCAACGGUUGGUGGUACUGCCAGGUGCAGGACAGCCUGCUGCCCCGUAAAGGCUGGGUGCCAUCUAACUACCUUGAGCGGAAAAAAUAAAAGCCACACAUAAUCACUUCACUAACACCUUUUCUUUUUGAUCUCCUUGAGGAAUUGGGUGACAUCAUACCUUAAGAAUGUUACCCACAGUCUGCCACAAGCAAUACAAUACAGCCUUGAAUAUAGCCUGUUAUUGAGGAAUGACUGCAAUCUGAGACAGAAGGACACAUGAAGUUCUGGUAUACUGAUAUAUUUACAAAGAGGAGUGUUUUACCUGGGAGAGAAAGUGAAAACGAAGGAUUGGCCAUAUUUGACGAGGACCACCUUCUUCAAACAUGGUAUGAAAGGCGGUUUUCUAUAUUUCCAUCACAGGCUGUGAUGGGUGAUAAGUGCCUUUUUGUAUUUCAUCUGAAUGGAAGUACGAAUUGGUGGAGAGAAAACUGUUAACGCCAACCAAAUCUUUCAAAUGUGCCAUAAAUCUGUGAACACCACCAUUUAGUGGCUCCAACAUAAAGGUGAAACAAUUGUUUGAAUCGAGAGUGCUAAAUGGUUAAGGCUCAUAAUGAAGACAGACACGUUAGAUUGGCGGAGAAUGUUUGUCGCUUCAAGUUCCAUUGAUCAAGCAAAGAAAAAUCUCUUUGUUGUUGUUGGUGUUGUUUUGUUUAUGUUUAAUGUCUUGGGUUGAUGACUUCCUUAGAUAAUUAUUUCUGCUUUCUUGUGACAUCUCUUAUCUACCAACAGCGUAUAAAAGUAAAAAAAGCUCAUUCAACAUUCUUCAAUUUUUGACAAUUGGAAAACACAUAAUAGUAUAAUUAGUCACAAAGUGUGAAGUCAAUAAUAUGUUUUUGUUCCAAAUGUUUUGGUCCAGGUAAAAUAAAUAUAUUUAUUUUAAAAUCUAAUAUAUAAAAUUACGAAUGAAUCAAUGAGUAAUAAAUGGACUGUAAAGACUCAAACCCGAUUAUUACUUUGCAGAAUAGAGCCAACUUUGUUUGGGGUAGUGCAUAUCCUAAAGAAAAAAUUUUUUUUCAUAAAUACUACAGUUACGUUUGUUUUACGAUGUCGCUCCCAUUAUAGUACUGUUGUGCGAAUGCAUUAAAAAAGGACUGGAAAUGGCAUUGAAAUAAUUGAAUGGUGGGCGACUGGUUAGCACAUCUGCCUACAGUUCUGAGGACUGGGGUUCAAAUCACGGCCCCGCCAGUGUUACAUGUCCCCCCCCCGUGCCUGCAUGGGUUUCCUCCCACAUCCCCAAAACAUGCAUGGUGGGUUAAUUGAAAUCUCUAAAUUGCCCGUAGGUGUGAGUGUGAAUGGUUGUUUUGUUUGUAUGUGCCCUGCGAUUGGCUGGCAACCAGUUCAGGGUGAACCCCGCCUCCAGCCCGAAGAUAGCUGGGAUAGGCUCCGGCACGCCCGCGACCCAAGUGAGGAGAAGCGGUACAGAAAAUGGAAUAGUGAUAUAUGCAUAUAAGGUAUGCCCUUUCAUUACAUUUCACCCAAAAUGUGAUAGCACCACGUUUUAGGUAUUAAUGGUACAAGUAAUCAUGUUUUUUUCCACAAAAUACAUGAAAUUUCCUGAACUGAAAAACAUGAAAACCUGGAACAACUUAAUAAUAAAAGUAGAAUGUGUAGUAGUCUGCGAUGGAGGGCAAAUACUGAAAUACCACUCAGUCGUAAACGGUGCUUAAACCCAUCUAGAGCCGUGCUUACCUUUAUUGUCACCGUUUCAUUUUUUGCAUAAACUGUAUAAUAUGCUCAGAAAUAAAUGGAAAUGUACCAAACAUAUGGGAUUCCAAAGUAAUGUAAAACAAAUUAAAUAUUUACCAACUUAGAUAUUGCAAUUUAAAAGAAAAAAAAACAGCAUUUGCAGCAAUAUUGGCACCCCUCCCUGAAUAUUAGGUUGCAUUCUUAGAUGCUAUUUUCUCCCGCUCUUCUUUUGCAAUUUGUUUAAGCUCUUGAACAGUUCCAGGGUUCUUUUCCCUAAUGGCAGAUUUCAGCUGCACCCAAAGAUUUCCAAUUGGAUUGAGAUCAGGACUCAUUGCUGGCCAUUUUAAAACUGUCAAUGUUUUCCUUUUCAACCAUUCCUCUGUGCUUUCGGAUGUGCGCUUUGGGUCUUGUCAUGCUGGAAGACCCACGAUCUUUGCCUCAAACCGCGUUUGAAACCAACUUGUUGUUUUACAAUUUUGAACAGGAAUGAGGAAUUUCAAACUUAGUUCACUUUUUCACAGCCAAAUUGUAGCUGGGGAAGUCAGAAAUGAAUCAAGUAUUGAGCUCCAAUUUUUUUUCCCCCUGUUCAGUCAUGUAAUACCAAAUUCAUAUCAUAAUCAGAAAUUGUAAUUUGCGUUACUAUUCUGCCUGAAAAAUAAGGGAUAACGCGAACAAUUAAAAGCAUUAACUCAUUGAAAUAUAAUUUCGGAUAAAGAGCUUCUACAUACUGGUUUUAACUACUACAGAAACACACAAAAAAAAAUUGAGCAACUGCACCAUGUCUAAUAUGUGUAUAAUAUUACAACAUAAUGUGUUAAGCACUCUACAUGAAUCCUAGCAUGUGGUACCAUUAGAAAUUAUAUUAAGUUUUUUUUUUUAAAAAACAAUAGCAAAUAAGAUUUUAUACAUUUUACACAGUUUUUACAACUCAAACGGCUGAUGUUCAAGACUGCUGAAAUACAUGUUCUAAUGAAAAGUUCAAACUUUAUUAUUUGUUUUCUGCUGGACAGUAAUAUAUAUUAUAUAUAUAUAUAAUAUAUAUAUAUAUAUAUAUAUAUAUAUAUAUAUUAUAUAUAUAUAUAUAUAUAUUAUAUAUUAAGUACCCUAUCUGCUAGAUCGCAGUAAUCUGUUUUGGCAAGACCAUGUAUGUUUUAUUUUAAUUUAAAUGUGAUUGCUCAAUUACAGUAAUGAGGAAUGAAGUGGUUCUGUUGAUUGGUGCACUUUAAAACAUGUUUUUAUUGGGCAUUAAUUUAAGAUGCAGUGAACACUCAGCAUACUAGUUAGGAUUUGUAAUAUUGUUUUUUUUUUCAUCUCGAAUUAAAUCCUGAGCUCAAGCUUCCCCGUGUGACGAUAAAUGCACAGUCCACAUGCAGUUGGGUUAAAAUUGUAGACCAGAGACCCCCUGUGGCAAUGAAAAGCCACUACAAUAGGAUUUUAUUAUUAUUUAUUCUAUCUACACACUUACCAGCCAGUCUACCUCAGUUCAAUGAGAAAUGCACUGCUGGUCAGUGAGUAACAACAACAACAAAAACUGGACACAAUUGAAUAUUUGUAUUAAUCUUUUUUUUUUUUUGUAAACUGGGGUGCAGCUAAAAUGGAUUCAUAGCAUUUGCUAUUUGGCUUAUUUAGUCUUUUAAAAGUAGAUUUUCUUUUUUAUGCUGUGUGCUGCGACUUAAAACAAAAGCAUGGACACUUCCUUCAUCCUUGCUGUACUUUACAUAAUGCCUGAUUGAGCUAUAUUUAUUUUAAACAGUUUCAUAUCUUAUCAGUUUGACAAUCGGCUUCAUUACGCGCACGAAAAUAAGGAAUCGCGCAUAUAAUUGGGGGAAAAUACAAAAGUCUUUGAAAAUGACGCGCUGCAAUCAAAGUGAUUGUAAAACAAUGACGAGAUUGUGGCAUGGAAACAUUGCCAUUAAUGGAUGGGAAAAAAAGUAACUCGUGGUCCAACGAUUCAAAACAGAUUCUCUCUUUUUUAGCUAAAACAAGACGAAGGUAUUAUGUAAAUGUGCGUCACUCUUAAAGUUUUUGCCCUGCAAGUAUUAUUAUACAUUAUAUAUCAUGUUUUGUCUGCUUAAUCAAGCUGGAUUUAUUUGGGGGAUUGCAAGGGAACUGUUUUAUGGCAGUGUUUUUAUUUUUUUUAUUUUUUAUUUAUCUCCCCCUCCCCCAAGUAACUGCCCAAGAGAAAAUGUGCAAUAGCAAUGUGUGGUGCAUCAAUAAGAGGAAAUGAUUGCAGGUCUUGAAAAUAAUAAUAAAUAGUAACAAUAUGAAGGUCAUUACAUUGUUGUGUGUGGGUAUCCCCCUGCCAAACAACCAUUGAUGGACUUUACCACCGGUUUCAAGAAUGACACACCUGUAUUUGUCUCAAAGAGCAAACGUGACGAACCAUCACGUUCUCAUUGGACCGAAGCGAGCGUAUGUGACACCUUGUAUUCCCGUACGUUUGGUGGACUUUGCUCGUCCUGGAACUAUCAAUGGACAGAAAGACGAGACGGAAACGCAUUGGCUGCUUUUGCUGCAGACUUGGUUGCCAUCUUGGUCUUCUUCGCAGAGGGAGAGUCGUGGCACCAGGGGCCGCCGCUGAGCUGUCACUUUUGUGCCUGAACGGAAUGUCGAUAUUUGUGUAGUCCCCCCCCCCCCCCCCUUCUUCCAGCUCCUCGCCUUCAUGGAUGUGUCCAUUGACAUUUGCUCUUUUUAACAGUUUUGUUCCUAACCAAUCAUAUUAACUUUGGAUACUACGAAGGGACGCCCGCAAAGAAAUGCACCUUAAGAUCAGUAGUUUAAAUUUUAGGGUGAAUGCAAAGGGGGCUACUGGAGUUGAAUUCCACCUUUAAGACCAACCUAGGUCCUAACCUGGUGAAUAUACAGGAGAACUAAACCCCCCCCCCCAAAAAAAAGAUGUAUGUGCCACUUCUAGUCUAAACACGGUAUUCCGAUUCAUAUUUUGUUUGUGGAAUAAGAAAGAGAUGAAUUCAUCAGUUUUCAUCGAUCUGUUGGAGCAAACACGUUGGGCAAUAUCGGCUUCUGCUGUCGACCAAAAUGAACAUCACAAAUUGCUCUCGUGCUUGACUUCCCCUGCCAACAACACGUGACCAAAUCUGAAAAACAGGUUAGCGGACUCCCCGUGUAUGCUGCGAUAACUAUCACAAACGUUAAGGGUUUGACUACAGUUACCCCCUGCUGGCAAGUUUCCCCUCUUUGUGUCUCAUCCUCCUCCCUUGACACCGCCUGGUGCAGAAUGAUCAAGAUAUUUGGGGGAGUGUACAUUUUGUCUGAUAAGAUGGAUUAGCUGAAGGUGUGACUUGAAGACUGAAGUCGAGAGCAGGACUUAGGUAGAAACGAGGCGGUGUAGAUAAUAAGAUUUUAGUAGUUGAUUUUGAAAAACACAGGACAAUUGGACGACCGAUUCGUGCAUGUGAAUAGCUUGUAUUGUCGCGUGUAUACAGUAGCCCUAAGGGUGUGGGAAUGUUGAGACAACGUUGAACGCAAAAGUCACAUUUUUAGAUGUCAUCCAAAGAGACUGAAAUGGAUUUAAGUCUGUUGAAUGGAGUGUCGGUAAUUGUUGAUGGUACAGUACGUUAGUCGGAGGAAAAGUGUCAUAAGAAGCUACGUGUGCAGCAGUGUAGACUAGGAAAUAUAUAGGAGGGGGUGUUUUGUAAGUUUUUAACAAAUGCACAUUUUUUGUUUGUCGGAAAAAGGUGCAAGUAAAGCUUUAGGGUAAAUUAUCAAGCAUGGCGCCUUUGAAAAGAGAUUCCCCCGGCUCGCGUGAUUCAUGUCAAUGUGAGAACAUCCAGUCCCAGUCUUCACUGGUUUGCUGUGCCAGCGGCCAGCAGCAAGAACGGUCUGCGUGUUUCAUCAAAGGAUAGUGUGGUGAUCUUCUGCCUCUGGUACCAUGAAGAGCUCAGCAAUAUUUGGGUGGAAGUAGUGAGCUGUCAAAUGUGUCCGAUAUUGAGUGACAGUCGGAAAGUGGAUACUAUUGCAUUUUUAUCUUAACGGAUGGCACAGAGCUUUGGUUAUUCAUUCUGAUAACAUGAUCAAGCAUCAGUGUUAACACAAAAAGUACCUGGACUUCUGAAUUCUCAUUUUAUUCCAUUUUUAAACAUAAUCACCCAACGAUUUGGAAACGCCUCCAACUUUGGCUGAAGGCUCGAUGUAUUUGUAAAUGUCAACGAAUCAUCCAGUGGCGAGUCAUCUGGCGACAAAGCAACAAACGCUCCGUUUUAUAUCUUCUAACCCUUCGAUGAGGAAAAUAAAACCGAAGCAAAUAGUGGCCCCUUAUGAUUGGUAACAUUCUGCACUGGUGCAUUCCUUUUGGAAAUGCCAUUUUCUUAUCUCCCGUUUCAGACAAGUCCUUUGCCUUUUUUUGUAUCUUGUAAAUGUUUACAUUGUAUCUCGCAUUGCCCAAAAGAAAAACAAUAUUAAAUGUGCUAUCUUGGUUGUUUUGUU
This is a messenger RNA of Phycodurus eques (leafy seadragon), 10181 nucleotides long. RefSeq names its product SH3 and PX domains 2Aa (gene sh3pxd2aa). Gene Ontology annotation, molecular function: protein binding; superoxide-generating NADPH oxidase activator activity; phosphatidylinositol binding. Gene Ontology annotation, biological process: superoxide anion generation. The coding region runs from base 612 to 4100 and encodes 1162 amino acids. The record is from RefSeq and is a predicted model, not a curated record. The transcript is spliced from 14 exons. NCBI's taxonomy places the organism in Eukaryota, Metazoa, Chordata, Actinopteri, Syngnathiformes, Syngnathidae.